AAGUCUGGGGGUGUACGGAGUUUCUUUCUCUCUCUCUCUCUCCACAAAGCUGUGAGAUCCAGAUCGGAAACGGAAGAAGGAUUCGCUCUUAUCGGAAUAUCGCACUGCGGAGAGACCAAAAGAGAAGGAGUACCGGAACAGGCACCAUCACCACCAUCAUCGGAAGAAGAGCAAAAUGGCGGCGAGAGACCAGGUUAGGGCUUCGCACAUACUGAUAAAGCACCAGGGAUCUCGGAGGAAAGCGUCGUGGAAGGAUCCGGAGGGAAAGAUCAUCAUGUCCACCACCAGAGACGCCGCCGUCGAGCAGCUCAGAUCGAUCCGCGCGGACAUCGUCUCCGGCAAGGCUAACUUCGAGGAGGUCGCGGCUCGUGUCUCCGACUGCAGCUCCGCCAAGCGCGGUGGCGAUCUCGGACCCUUUGGAAGAGGCCAGAUGCAGAAACCGUUCGAGGAGGGGACAUACAGUCUAAAAGUGGGCGAGAUAAGCGACAUUGUCGACACCGACAGUGGUGCCCACAUCAUUAAGAGAACCGCCUGAUCUUGAAUGCUCGAGUUCCUCGUAUGAAGCCCUCAAUAGCCUCUUCUUCAAACUGGAGGGAAAAUGGAGCAUGAUCCGGUGAUUGUUCCUUAUUCAGUGAUUCGAUUCUGCAUCUGUCUAUGCUGUUAAAAAACCAUAUACUGAUUCCUGUCUUGGGAUUGCCUGAUAAUGCAUCUUGGUAAUGUAUACUGGGAUGAUGGUUGAUCCUCCCUUGAAUCUGUUCUUAUUUAAUAAGUUCUUGGUGACA
This is a messenger RNA of Tarenaya hassleriana, 782 nucleotides long. RefSeq names its product peptidyl-prolyl cis-trans isomerase Pin1-like. The transcript has 2 exons. NCBI's taxonomy places the organism in Eukaryota, Viridiplantae, Streptophyta, Magnoliopsida, Brassicales, Cleomaceae. Gene Ontology annotation, cellular component: cytosol; nucleus. Gene Ontology annotation, molecular function: peptidyl-prolyl cis-trans isomerase activity. Bases 176 to 535 code for a protein of 119 amino acids. The record is from RefSeq and is a predicted model, not a curated record.